CCGAGAAAGCCCUGCGUCUCCCCGGUUGCGUGAGUACAGUAGCGGCAUAGAGGGCACGAUGUGAACCCGAAACGUGCACGAAUAUUAUAGCUUUAAUCGAUCCUAAUACUGACACUUCAACUCAAAGGAGCGAAUCUGGCUGAUAACGAUCGCAGCGGGGAAUUAAAUUUUAGGUUAAAAAAUGUAACCGAGAGCGCCAAGUGUAUACCUCCGGAGGAACUGAUGGUUGUACAAUUAAAAAAAUGCUUCAGCCAUUUACGAUGGACAGGCUGAGCGAGGAGGCGCUGAGGCUGAACCUUCUGAAGCGUGGCCUGGACACACCAGAGGGCAGUGAGGAGGCCCUGGCCAAGCGUCUCAAGAUGGAGGGCCACGAGGCCAUGGAGAGGCUGAAAAUGCUGGCUCUGCUGAAGAGGAAGGACCUGGCCGGCCUGGAGGGGGACCCCCGGUGCGGGCCUGGCUCUGGCUCGGCGGCCUACGAGGAAAAGGUGAACGGGACCCUACGAGGAGGCGUGUCGGCCCAUGGGAGCCUGGGCCGCAGCGGCAAGGAGAACAUGGGGGACGAGCCGGUGGACAUGAGCGCCAGGCGCAGCGAGCCGGACCGGGAGCGCCACACGCCGUCUCCAGAUGUCAUCGUCCUGUCUGACAAUGAGGCCUCCAGCCCCCGGGCCUCCUCCCGCUCUGAAGACAGGCUCCGGGCCGCCAACGUGGAGAUGUUCAAGGGCAAGAGCGGCGAGGAACGUCAGCAGAUGAUCAAGGCCCUCAAGGAGGAGCUGCGUCUGGAGGAGGCCCGGCUGGUCCUACUGAAGAAGCUGCGGCAGAGCCAGAUGCAAAAGGAGAACCUAGUGCAAAAGGUGCCUGUGGUCCAGAAUGCCCCCUCCUCCGUGCAGACGUCUGCCAUCCACGGCUCCCAGGGGGCCACCAAAUUGCCAUCUCGUCCCGGCCACCACGGCCCAGAGACUCAGAACCUGCGAACAGCUCAGGGUCACACUGUGAUCCGAUCGGCCGGCAGCACCUCCAUGCCCCAGGUGAUGAUGUCGCCCCGCGUCAUCGCGCCCAACCCCGCGCAGCUGCAGGGUCAGAGGGUGCCCUCCAAGCCCGGCGUGAUGCGCUCCUCCGCAGGAGGUGUCGCCGGGGCCAUCGGCUACCAGCAGGCCACCAGCCAGCAGGUGUCGACCUCCCAGCGCUCGGGUUCCUCCGCCAUCUACAUGAACCUGGCUCACAUGCAGGCCGCCGGAGCGGGGGUGGGCGCAGUCAGCCCCUCCGCCCUGCCCAGCCCGGGAGUGGGCUCUCUGUCGGACUCGGCUAGCAGCCAGGCAGCUGCCAAGCUAGCCCUGCGCAAGCAACUGGAGAAGACCCUGCUGGAGAUCCCGCCUCCCAAGCCGCCGGCCCCACUGCUACACUUCCUGCCUUCUGCCGCCAACAGCGAGUUCAUCUAUAUGGUGGGCCUGGAAGAGGUGGUGCAGAGCGUCAUUGACAGCCAGGGUAAAAUGCGGGCAGCACCCUCACGCACAGAGCCCUUCAUGUGCGCCCAGUGCAAGACUGACUUCACCCCGCACUGGAAGCAGGAGAAGGGCGGGCGCAUCCUGUGCGAGCUCUGCAUGACAACCAAUCAGAAGAAAGCGCUCAAGGCAGAGCACACUAACCGGCUGAAGAACGCGUUCGUCAAAGCCCUCCAGCAGGAGCAGGAGAUCGAGCAGCGGCUCCAGCAGCAAGCUGCCCUGUCCCCCAGCUCUGCCCAGACCGUGCCCAGCAUCAGCAAGGCGGACUCCAUGAUCCGACACCACGCGCUCAGACAGGUGUCUCAGCCCCAGGCUUCCCAGCCACCGACCUCCCUCCAGAGGGGCCUGUCCGGUUCCGCCCAGGGAGUACUCUCCAACUUCGCCCAGGCUUCCCAGCUGUCCGUGGCCAGCAGUCUGAUGGGCAUGACGGGCAAGCGCUGCAGCAGCUCCAACAGCCGGGCGCAGCACGAGUCUCGCCGGCAGCUGUACAGCAUCCCCGGUACAGGCGGCAUCGGCCCGGGGGGCGGGGGGCGCCUGGUUCAGUUUGCAGGGUGUAUCGAGGGGGACUUCAGGAGCGUCCUUCCGCGGGAUGGGGCCUUCGGCCUGCAGCGCGAGCGGCCCCUGGCUACGGAGCAGUACUGA
This is a messenger RNA of Paramormyrops kingsleyae, 2141 nucleotides long. Lineage: Eukaryota; Metazoa; Chordata; Actinopteri; Osteoglossiformes; Mormyridae. The record is from RefSeq and is a predicted model, not a curated record.